Molecule: messenger RNA, 375 nt
Organism: Coprinopsis cinerea okayama7#130
Lineage: Eukaryota; Fungi; Basidiomycota; Agaricomycetes; Agaricales; Psathyrellaceae
Exons: 2
Coding region: 1-375 (124 amino acids)
Source: RefSeq, a predicted model, not a curated record
AUGUCGUUUCCGAAUCCCUAUGGCGGACAGUUUCCUGGUGGUGAAAACUACUCCACCCCGUCCACGCCGCAUGAUGCGUUCCCGCGGUGGGACACGAUCGAGGGUGAACAACAGCAAGAACAGCAACACCAGCAACAGAACCCCCAACAGCAACAACAAACGGUUAUCCCGAGUGAUUUGCAUUCGCCGAUUGCAAGUGGUUAUCCCCAGACGAUUCAGCUCGAAGAUCCCCCGGUCGUACCAAGCCAACAUGAUGCCGAACACCCAAUCCAAGAACGUCCAAUCACAGCCUCUGUCUUCCUCCAGCUCGAUGAUCAUCAGGCCAGGAAGAGGACAGCAGCACCACCAAGCGCAACAGCAGGCCCACCCGUAUAG